Aricia agestis (brown argus) is the source of this 5368-nucleotide messenger RNA. Its product is annotated as phospholipid-transporting ATPase ABCA1-like. Lineage: Eukaryota; Metazoa; Arthropoda; Insecta; Lepidoptera; Lycaenidae. Gene Ontology annotation, molecular function: ATP hydrolysis activity; ATP binding; ABC-type transporter activity. Gene Ontology annotation, biological process: transmembrane transport; lipid transport. The coding region runs from base 115 to 5307 and encodes 1730 amino acids. Gene Ontology annotation, cellular component: intracellular membrane-bounded organelle; membrane. The record is from RefSeq and is a predicted model, not a curated record. The transcript has 32 exons.
GACUACAUUGUGUGUUGUGCAUUAUCGUUAACGUAAAAAAGUUUAAAGGCUAUAGUGACUCAUGUUUGGACUAAAUGUGCUAGAGCUUGAAGAAGUUUCAGUGCCCAAACCAAAAUGAGAGCCAGACAUGAAGCGGUGGAGGCGAGUGCGUGGACGAAGUUCAGACUGCUGAUGUGGAAGAACUUCCUCCAGCAAUGGCGGCACCCGAUACAGACGGUGGUGGAGCUGCUGCUGCCGGUGGCCACCAUGGCGCUGGUGUUGCUGCUGCGGUCCCAGAUAGAGCCGACCGAGCACGGCAUGAGGGAGUAUCCGCCCAUACCGGCAUACUCGUUGGAAUACUCGUCGAGAGUUUUGUUCAUCAUGAAUUACACCAAGAUAUCAAUAGCGUAUUCUCCAGAAAGCCCCGUACUCGAGAAUGUGAUACGCAAUGCCGUAGUCAACUUGGCUGUACGAAACCUAAUAAACCAGAUUGAGCUCCCGCCAGACUUUGAACUGCCACCCGACCUGGAGAUACCUCCAGACAUCAUAGACAACUGGAACACGACUGAAAUUAUAAACAUAGUGAAAGGCCUCGUCCGUGUCACUGCUUAUAACAGUAGCGAAGAUCUGAAGUCUAUUUAUUAUGACGAGGCUGUAAUUCGAGAAGUGCUUGCCGCUGUGGAGUUCGAUGAUAAUUUGUUACAUUCGGAGGAGCUGCCUGGUGACAUGUGGUACAAGCUGCGUUUCCCGGAGCGACCCCGACUCAACACCUUCUACGGCACCGGCGGAAGGUCUUGGAACACCGACCUGGUGUUCCCCAUAUUCGCGCUACCUGGACCCAGGUUCCCGUACUCCUAUGAGGGGGGAAAUGACCCAGGUUACGUGAACGAGAUGUUCAUAGCUCUACAGCAUGCCAUAUCGAUGGAGUUAAUCUCGCAGCUGACUGGGGAGAACCUUAGACAGUUUUCGGUGAACAUCCAAAGAUACCCACACCCGCCGUACAUAGAGGACAACGCUGUGGAGGCCCUAAUAGCUUUAUUCCCCAUGUUCAUGAUGCUAAGUUUUACUUACACAGCUGUGAAUAUCAUACGAGCUGUUACGGUCGAGAAAGAACUGCAAUUAAAGGAAACUAUGAAGAUAAUGGGUCUCCCGUCAUGGUUGCACUGGACUGCGUGGUUCUGUAAACAAUUCAUCUAUCUAUUAAUUGCGUCACUGCUACUUCUGCUCAUAUUAAAGAUAAAUUGGUUCACUACAGAAGACGGGUUUAGCGAGUACUCUGUGUUCACCAACACUCCUUCCACCGUUUUGCUGUUUUACCUGCUGCUGUACAUGUCCUGCAUGAUCUUCUUCUGUUUCAUGAUCAGUGGGUUCUUCUCGAAAGCCAGUACGGCGGCGCUGUUCGGUGGGAUCAUCUGGUUCGUAUCGUUCAUCCCGGCGAUGCUGAUGUGGAUGGAGGUGGACAUGUCGAUGUUCGUGCAGGUGCUGUGCUGUCUGAGCAUCAAUACCGCCAUGGCGCUGGGAUUCUCGCUGCUGUUUUCACAGGAGAGCUCGGGAGGCAUGCAAUGGGGCGAUUUCUUCUUCACCAACUCAGUCGACGGAGGUCGUUUAUUGUUUGGCCACGUCAUCAUCAUCCUCAUAGCGGACAGCAUUCUCUACAUGCUCAUUGCUCUGUACCUGGAGAAGGUGCUACCUGGACCCUACGGCGCGCCCAAGCCGUGGUACUUUCCCUUCCAGAAGAGUUACUGGUUUCCUACGGUCGCUCCUGAUGUGCCAGAAGAUACGACGAGGCCGGAUAGCGUCAUCAAAGAGAAUGAUCCUACGAAUCUCCCGAUAGGUGUUAAGAUGACUAAUCUAACCAAAAUAUAUGGCGCUAAUACAGUCGUAGACAAUUUGAAUUUAAACAUCUACGACAAUCAGAUCACGGUGCUGCUGGGUCAUAACGGCGCUGGCAAGUCCACCACUAUCUCCAUGUUGACUGGUAACGUGGAGGUAACCCGCGGCACGGUGACGGUCGCCGGUCAUGAUAUCACAACUCACACGAGCGCCGCGCGCGCCAACCUCGGUCUAUGCCCCCAACACAACGUGCUCUUCAACGAGCUCACAGUGAGAGAACACCUCGAGUUCUUCGCCAGACUCAAGGGAUACAAGGGAAAGCUGCUGAACGAAGAGAUCGACAAUCUCAUUGAGAGUUUGGAGCUCCAGGAAAAGAAAAACUACCAAGCGAAUGGCCUGUCCGGCGGUCAGAAGCGGCGGCUGUGCGUGGGUAUCGCGCUGAGCGGCGGCGCGCGCGUCGUGCUGCUGGACGAGCCCACCUCCGGCAUGGACCCCUCCUCGCGCCGCGCGCUCUGGGAACUGCUGCAGAAGAUCAAGGAUGGUCGUUCGAUGAUCCUUACCACUCACUUCAUGGACGAGGCGGACUUCCUCGGCGACCGGGUUGCUAUCAUGUCCUUGGGCCGGCUGCAGUGUGUGGGCUCCCCCUACUUCCUCAAGAGACACUACGGCAUCGGCUACACGCUCGUCAUAGUCAAGACUGAGGAAUUCGACGAGCUAGCCUGCACGGAGCUGAUUAGGAAAUAUAUACCAGCUACGAAUGUGUUUGAGGAUAAAGGUCGGGAGACUACAUACAAGCUACCCAAUGAAUACUCUCAUGUCUUCGAGGCCAUGCUGACUGAUCUGGAGAGCAACAUGCACACCAUCCAGUUCAAAAACUACGGGCUGAUAGCCACUACACUUGAGGACGUUUUCAUGUCAGUCGGCUCCGACAUAGAAACACCUUCGGAAUCUGAUGAAACCAUGACGAUACCGGACAGCGAAAUGGACUUCUCAGAGGCGGCGUCUAUGGAGGAAUUGAACAAGGUGAGCGAGAGCGAGCGCGGCUGGCGGUUGCUGUGGCUCCGAGCCAGCGCGGUGUGGCUGAAGCUGGGGCUGGUGUGGGUGCGCUCGUGGGGCACGCUGGCGCUGCAGGUGCUCGUGCCCAUCCUGCUCAUGAACUCCAACCUCGCUAUCACGCAGUACAUCAUCUCCUCCCAGCCCUCUGUUGUGAGCAGGCCGCUGACGCUGGCUGAAGGGUACGUAACAACAGAGACACUGCUGGGCUUCAACGGGACCGACUCCACCUCGACCGGCGCGCGGGCCAAGUCGGGGUAUGAAGCCUUGUACACCGCGGAUAUAGACUCCAUGGUGUUGACAGACGUCGGCAGUCAGAUGAUGGACCAGUAUUACUUGAGUAGGACAUCGGAUGUAAGCGUGAUGUCGACCGUCCGCACUCGUCUGCUGGUCGGCGCGACGUUGUCCGACAGCAGCGCGGUGGCGUGGUUCAGCAACUUCGCCUACCACGACGUCGCCACGUCGCUCGCCACGCUCCACGAAGCCAUACUCAAGGGCUUCAACCCAGAAUACAACCUGAGGGUCUUCAACCAUCCGCUGGACGUAAAUUAUAGGGAGGAUAACGACCUGCAAGUUAUGGUGACGCUGCUGUCGACGCAGGUGGCGUCCACCAUCGGCAACGCGCUGGCCAUCGUCAGCGCCGUCUUCAUCAUGUUCUACAUCAAGGAGCGAGUGACCCGCGCGAAGUUGCUGCAGAAGGCGGCGGGCAUCCAGCCGGUUGUGAUGUGGGGAGCCGCGGCGCUCUUCGACUGGGCGUGGUUCAUGCUGCUCUGCCUGCCCAUCCUCCUCUCCUGCCUCGCCUUUCAGGUGAUCGGAAUGAGCACUGGACCGGAGUUAGGUCGUCUGUUCCUGGCGCUGAUGGUGUACGGCGCGGCGAUGCUGCCGCUCAACUACCUGGUAUCCCUGCUGUUCAAAGGCCCGGCUAUAGGCUUCGUCGUUAUGUUCUUCGUUAACUCCUUGUUCGGUUUGAUGGGUGCUCAGAUAGUGGAGGUGUUGGCGAGUCUCAACGAGGACACGAGGAACGUGGCCACCAUCAUGGACUACAUACUGCAGUUCUUCCCCCUGUACAGUCUUGUUACCACUACCAGAUCGCUAAACACAGUGGGUCUAUCAGAGUAUAUGUGCAUGCAGUACUGCGACUACGUGGAGGUGUUGUUGCCAAACGCGGGAGAGUGUACUAUGGAGCUGCUAUGUGACACCAUCUCUGAAGUGUGCUGCUUGGACUCUAACCCAUACUUCAAGUGGGAGGAGCCGGGCAGCCUGCGGUACUUCACAUGCAUGCUGGCCUCCUGCGCCGCCUUCUGGAUGCUGCUGCUCACCUUCGAGUACAACUGGAUACAGAGGCUACUCUCGAAAGAGAAGAAGGCUCCACCUAUAGAUGCCAGUACUCUGGACGCCGACGUGGCUCAGGAGAUGGAGCACGUGCAGCGAGUGAACACCGCGACGUCAGAACACGUGCUACUCGCGCAGGGACUCACCAAGUACUAUGGGAAAAAUCUUGCAGUGGAUCAGAUUUCAUUCAGCGUGGGAGAAGCGGAGAUCUUCGGUCUGUUGGGUGUGAACGGCGCCGGUAAGACCACGACUUUCAAGAUGCUGAUGGGCGACGAGACCGUCUCCAGCGGCAACGCCUUCGUCAGCGGAUACUCCAUACGGAAGGACAUCACUAAAGUUCAUGAAAACAUUGGCUACUGUCCGCAGUUUGACGCGGUGUUCGGCGAGCUGACAGGUCGGGAGACGCUCCACCUGUUCUCGCGGUUCCGCGGCCUGCGCGACGCCAGCUCCGCGGUCAGAGCAGAGACGCUGGCUAACGCGCUGGGAUUCGCCAAGCACUUGGAUAAGAGGGUGGACCAAUACUCGGGCGGCAACCGUCGCAAGCUGUCCACAGCGGUAUCUCUGCUGGGCAGCACUCGGCUGGUAUUCGUGGACGAGCCAACUACGGGCGUGGACCCGGCGGCGAAGCGGCACGUGUGGCGCGCGGUGCGGGCGGCGCGGCGCGGCGGGCGCAGCGUCGUGCUGACGUCGCACAGCAUGGAGGAGUGCGAGGCGCUGUGCUCGCGACUCACCAUCAUGGUCAACGGACGAUUCAGCUGCCUCGGCUCCUCGCAGCAUUUGAAGAAUAAGUUCUCGCAAGGAUUUACAUUGACGGUUAAACUGAAAUUGCUUGAGAAUGCACGGAGACACUCGCUGGACCACAGCAGAAUAGAAGCCGUAAAGAAUUUCGUCGCUGAAAACUUCACUGAUCCGAAAUUAAUGGAAGAAUACGACGGCCUCCUGACCUUCUACCUACCCGACCGGACUAUGGCCUGGUCAAGGAUGUUCGGUGUCAUGGAGCGGGCCAAGCGCGAGCUGGACAUCGAGGACUACAGCAUCCUGCAGACCACGCUAGAACAGAUCUUCCUGCAGUUCACCAAGUACCAGAAAACUGCUAAGGUGUAUACGUAAAUGUAAAAUGGUCGCUGUUAAGCAUUUGUGUCCUAACCCACAGUUUUUUUUAAAGAAUUAA